This is a messenger RNA of Pogona vitticeps (central bearded dragon), 928 nucleotides long. The record is from RefSeq and is a predicted model, not a curated record. NCBI's taxonomy places the organism in Eukaryota, Metazoa, Chordata, Lepidosauria, Squamata, Agamidae.
AAGCUCAUGAAGGCUGAUUAUCCCAAGUAAAAAGAGAAAACAGAAGGUUAAACUGCCACAGCUGAUCAUGGAAGCUGUCUCUGCAGAUUACAGCAAACGGGUGUAUCAAGGAGUCCGAGUCAAGCACACGGUGAAAGAUCUGCUGGCCGAAAAGCGUUCCAGACAGACAAACGGCAGCUCACGGUUGAACGGUAGCGUCACCACAACACAGUCGCCAUUCGCCCCAUUGCAGGGUAAGCCUACUAGUUACUAUGGAGUUCGCCGGUCCCUCGUGGCAGAGAUGGAUUUACAAAGCAACAAGCCGCUUUCUAGCGAGGUGUACACUUCCUCCCUCGUGUCCAAACCAUUUGCAUACGAGUCGCCGGUGGUUCAGGGGUACCCUUCCCUUAUAGAUGCCCAUUUCAUUGACCAGUAUGCUGACCAUCGUGCUACGUCGGUUACCUCUGGAACCUCGUCCCUCUUUGGCGCCUCGCCUCUGACGUCCGUCAUGCCCUCCUUUCCGAGUGACUCCACACACUUUUUAGCCAGAGACUCCUGGGAACAAUCCAUGCCGGACAGCCUCAGUCAAUCGGACGCCUGUUCAGAAUCCUUACAAGCCCCUUCUGCUACGGGUUGCCUCUCCUCUCAGGAGUCGGGCGGUUCUUCCCAGUACAGGAAUCCCAGCUGGGGCUCACCCAUUCCGGGAACUCAGUCCUACUCUUUCCAUGCUCUCGAGGACGUCCACUACGCCACCAGCUACUCCACCGCCUCCCCCUACCCCUUCUCGUCCUUCAUGACCACGGUCCCCAGUGAUUCAUCUCCCAAGAUGCUUCACGCUUCCUCAGAAGAGCCUUUGGACACGACCCCUCUCCACGACGACAACGCCCUUUGGCCGAAGGAAGAUGGGAGUCCCCUUUGGGGGCCGUACGAAUGCCGAAGGACCUACUGA